This is a messenger RNA of Ziziphus jujuba (common jujube), 1687 nucleotides long. Its product is annotated as UDP-glycosyltransferase 79B9. The coding region runs from base 55 to 1491 and encodes 478 amino acids. NCBI's taxonomy places the organism in Eukaryota, Viridiplantae, Streptophyta, Magnoliopsida, Rosales, Rhamnaceae. The record is from RefSeq and is a predicted model, not a curated record. The transcript has a single exon. Gene Ontology annotation, molecular function: UDP-glycosyltransferase activity.
UAAAAAAAAAAAAAAAAAAGAAGUAAUAAUAUAUUGUUUAUCUUUGAAAAAUAAAUGGCAAAUAUAUAUUUCAGCACAACAAUAGAAACGGUGAGGGACAGAAUAGAAAUGGCAAACUUUCACAUAGCUAUGUAUCCAUGGUAUGCUGCAGGCCACAUAAUCCCUUAUAUCCAUCUUGCCAACGAGCUUGCAACAAGAGGCCAUAGAAUCUCUUUCCUUCUUCCAAAGAACACUCAAACUCAAUUCCAACAUCUUAUUGAUCUCCAUCAUCAAAACCUCAUAACCUUCCACCCAAUCACCGUUCCACACGUGGACGGUCUCCCUCCGGGGACCGAGUUGGUCUCCGAUAUACCCCUCCCAUUGAACCAUGAGCUUGCCAUUGCCAUGGAUCUCACUCGUGAUCAAGUAAAAAGGGUUUUAAUCUCCGCGAAACCCGAUCUGGUUUUCCACGAUUUUGCUUAUUGGGUUCCCGAGAUUGCCAACGAGCUCCGUAUCAAGUCCGUUUGCUACCAUAUCUUUUCAGCAACGGCAAUGGCUUACGGCUUUGUCCCUGCAAAGUAUGUACCCAGAGACAGACCCAUAACCGAAGAGGAAGUGCGGGUCCCACCCGAUGGCUAUCCUUCAUCUGUUGUUGUGCCACGUGGUCACGAAGCUCGCUCUUUGUUUUCUCUUACCCGACCUUUCGGUGAAGGCAAAAUCUUAUUUUACGAGCGGUUGACGGCAUCCAUGAGAAACUGCGACGCGCUCGCCAUAAGAACAUGUAGAGAGCUCGAAGGCAAGUACUGCGAUUACAUAGAGAGCCAGUACGGGAAGCCAGUGCUGUUAACGGGCUCUGCUUUGCCGGAAUCGGAAAAUACGGUGUUGGAAGAUCGGUGGGCUAAGUGGCUCAGCGGAUUCGAGCCGGGUUCGGUAGUGUUUUGUUCGUUCGGAAGCCAAUAUAUACUCGAGAAGGAACAAUUUCAGGAGCUGGUAUUGGGAAUUGAGCAAUCUGGGCAGCCGUUUUUCAUAGCACUGAAACCGCCGGUGGGUUGCCAAACGGUGGAAGAGGGUUUGCCCGAGCGGUUUGAAGAUAGAGUGAAAGGGACAGGUGUGGUUUAUGGAGGUUGGGUCCAGCAGCCGCAGAUGCUGAGUCAUCCUUCGGUUGGGUGCUUUGUGAACCAUUGUGGGUCCGGGUCCGUGUGGGAGUCUUUGAUGAGUGACAAUCAGAUAGUGUUUCUUCCACGCUUUGGUGACCAGACUUUGUACUCCAAGCUGUUUGCACAAGAACUGAAAGUUGCGGUGAGCGUGGAGAAGGAUGAAAAUGGGUGGUUUCCAAAGGACAGGUUGAGCAAAGCUAUUAAAUCCGUAAUGGACAAAGAUAGUAAGGUGGGUAUCAUGGUGAAGAACAACCAUGCAAAUCUGAAGAAAGUAUUGGGGCAACCAGGUUUUAUGAGUGGGUAUAUUGACAGGUUUGUCCAUAAUCUGCAAGAGCUUGUAAAUCCAAUUAUAUAGUUUCGGUGCUGAAUAGCUAAGACAUAUAUAUAUAUAUAUAUAUAUAUAUAUAUAUAUAUAUAUAUUAUUAGGCUUUAUUGAAGAUAAGUGGGUUUAAUAUUUUGAAAUUUUUGGAUUCGAUGUAGUAUAUUACUGCUUAUCAAAUUCAAACCUUUUAAAUGAAUGAAUCUAUAUAUUUUUAAUUUAAAAAGUUAAA